AACCUGGCUUCUCUUCUGUAAAACAUUGGGGCGACUGUAUCUCCAUUUAUUUUCGCUUUUGUACUUGGUACUACACAAAACCUUUUUUUACAUUUAAGAAAUUAAAAACAGCGCAGAGAUAGACUUUAACAUAUUGAGAAAUUGAGACUUCCUGGCGCAAUUCUCUUUUGAAAUAAGAGCGCUUGGGAACAAGAGCUGAGAGUUCAGAAAAGUUACAAUAUUUCAACCAGGAUGUCCACGGCGGCUUCUUUACGCCUUCCAGCAAUUCAACAUCCUCUAUCAAGACUUGGAGAUCCAGAGCUCAUCUCACUCCGGGGUUAUUCAACAGACGGCAGCAGAGAUGGAUGCUGGAUGCCCAAGAGAAGAAUCAGACCUCAGUCUCCAGACACGGAGAGUCUGGAUUCUGCUUUUCGCAGUCAGAGCAGCAUGAGUAGUAUCAGCUCUAUAAUGGAGAAAAGAAGAGGAGUAGAUAUUCCACAGCAGAUCCCAGAGGGAGAGGAGGCCAUCUACGACUCUGAUAAACCCAAACUACCUGCCUAUCGUCACAAGAUGGCAUCAGAGAAUCGCUCCAUAAGUAGAGCUUCUGGUACAACGUACUCCAGCACUGAGGCAUGGGUGACAGAUCAAACUGAUCAGUUGGAGGAUGUACUUAAAGAGCGUAUUCAAACCACAGGAGCUUUGACCCUCAAAAUCCUGUUCAAGAACAACCACCCUGACGGCAAACCUCUGGUCAACAGAUAUGCACUACUUGAGAUUGUAACAAAGUUCUUGAGGCGUCAAGUGACUGCUAAACAACUGAAAGACCUUCUACUACGUCUGCACCUUUCUGAUCGAUCUCUUAUCAGUUUUGAAGAGUUUUAUGGUGCACUGAAAGACCCAGAGUCUAAAAAAAAUAACCCGGCAGGUCAGCUCACGAUUCCUCAGAUACUAGCUCUGCUGAGAGGGCCUGCACGCAACAGAUUUCUGCAGAGUGUGGAGGUUUCAUGUAAGUCUGACAAUGUGACCGAAAGCUGGAUUUCUGCUCCAGAGUUUCGAAAUAUUCUCAAUAAACUUAAACUUCCCCUGAAAGAUCCUGAGUUUGAAAAAUUAUGGAAGAGGUUAGAUGUGGAUGGAUUUGGGGCAGCUAAACAGACUGUUUUACUUAAGAAAUUGGGAUUGAGUAGAAGAAUUGAACCAAACAAUGAGAAAAACCACCACGUCUCCAUUACAGCCAAAGUUGAGGACAUGAAAGCAUCCUCUGGGAGAACGCUCUCUAAGGCAGAAGAGGAACGUCAUGCGUCUAUCGCCAUAGAGACAUGGCUGAAGGACAAAUUCAGAGAAGGAGCUCAGAGGAUGAAAGCAGAGUUUGAAAAACUGGAUGCAGAGAACAGCGGAAAAGUGAGGGGGGAAGACUUUCUGCAGGUCCUGAGGAAGUUCGAUCUUCACCUGAGGAGAGAACACCUCGGCCUGUUCUUGUCUCGCUGUGGUCUGAAGCUUAGAAAGGGUAGUGUGCAUUACUUAAACUUCCUGCGUACUUUCCAGGACAGAAGUUCAGAUGGAAUCACGCACAAGAUCAUCUCUAACCCAAAACACAGGUUUCAUUCUAAGGAGAAUAUCAGUUGUGUUUCCUCUCUAAGUGCCAUUGAAGCCAAAUUAACCAACCUGUUUCAGUCAGAGUACCUCUCUCUCCUUCAGACCUUUCAGAACAUUGAUAAGCUCAAUAAAGGAACUGUUAGUCAGGAGGAAUUCAGAGCGGCGAUUGAGAGCAGGUUUGGCCUGGAGAUUUCCGACCCUCAGUUUGAGCAGCUGUUGGACAGGCUACCUCUUGACCAUCGCGGAAACGUGCAGUACCCCAUCUUCAUGGCAGCCUUUGACACCAGGAAAGGAGUUCCCAGCCUCUUCCAGCCUGUUGCUCAGCUUGCCAGUCACGAUUCAGAUGAAGAGAGGGGCUCAGUGGAACAAAAUCGAAGUGACCUUGAGUUGUUUAGGGUGAUAAGGACUGUGGUGGCAAACCGCUACAGAGAUUUACUGAGAGAGUUUGAAGAGCUGGAUGAGAAGAACACCAGGCGUCUCGCUCAAGAAGACAUGCAUCAGCUACUUAAAAGGUUAGAGCUCCAUCCUGAGGUCACUCGUGGAGAGGUGCGGAGGUUGUGGACCUCGUUGUUCACCCAGCAGGACGGAACUGUGGACUUUCAACAGUUUAUUCGUCAUUUUGGCCCGUCGCCCAAAUCCUGCUGUUACCCUAAUGCCAAGCACAAUCCCCCCAAACGUGGAGAUAAUGAUCUCAUGCGCCUCUCCAAAACACUCAACUGUGUCUCAGAUAUACUAGUGGAUGCACUACGGGCCAAGGUGGAGCUGUGCGUUUCUGAUCUCUGGACUGAGUUUUCCGAGAUGGAUUUUGCUGGAACUGGUUUUGUUAGCAGUGUGGAAUUCAAAGAGAUCCUUAUGAAUCUCUGUGUUCUUCUCAGCCAGUAUGAGUGUGAUGUGCUGGCCAAGAAGUUUGACAUCAACAACGAUGGCAGAGUAUCCUACACAGAGUUCCUCAGGCCUUUCCUAUCCCAGAGUCAAACAUGGAAGCAUGGAUCCAACAUGGCAACUGCUUUGCAGUCGCCCAGAGAAACUAAAGAAAUCAGCACCCCAGGAGCGCUAAGCCGCAAGAUCAGGCGCAAGCUCCGGCGUAAGGCCAGGGCUCUGCGCAGGGCCUGCAGCCGGUUGGACGGCUCCGACACUGGGCUUCUCUCUGCGGCUGAGCUGGGUGCUGUCCUGCAGCUGUGUGGCGUGUGUGAGAGCCAGGAAGAGCUGAGAAGCGUGUUUUCCACCCUUCACGCACACCCCUCUGGACUGCUGGACUACCGCCCGCUCUUAAUUGACAAACACAGGACAUCCAGUUGCAGCCAGCAAACCAAACACCAGCUCAACCAAAGAAGUCAAUAGGUCCACUCAAGGAUGAAGCCCAAGGAACCCAAGAUUGUCUUCCUUUCAGCCCUGCCACAAUGGAGCAACCCCCUGCCAAACUUGCACAAACUCUCCCACCUUCUCCAGAAUCCUUCUCUCUUUCUUUCACUUUACUUUAGUGCCAUACAACUUACUUAAAGAAAGACUUGAAGGCGGUGGGAUAAAUACAGACUUUGAAAGGGAGGGUUGAAAUGCUUAAGUCACUAUCUGGAGAGAAUUACUCUUUCCUGGUAUCAACGUACCCUGGAUAUUCCACAGUCGACCAGCAUACAAGCAUCUUUCUUUUGCUCUGUGUGUCUUUCUCUUACUAUAUAGGUGAAUACUGUAGUUUCUAAUGUCCCUGAAGAUGUCAGUGAUAUUGGUUUCUGGGGUAUUUAGGGUGUCAAAAGCGGGCGAGACGGGGGAGGAAAGGGGUGUGGCUCUCUUCUUCUGUGCCAUUGUAGAGACCAAGAAGAGUAAAACCCUCUACAGUUAAAAGAGGAGGGACAUAAGUGCCAACAUCUCAGAAAUAAUCAGCGUCAUGGCUGAGUGGAACUUUGUAAAAUUAUAUGCACUGACAGCAAGUUCUUUUAUUUUCCACUUUGGUGGCCAUUUCUCCCCUAAACUAAUCCUGAUCACAUUGAUCAACUGUCUGUCUGAUUUGCUUAAGUAUGGAAAGACAUGUAUUGUCCAUACUGACUCAGUUAUGACAAUAUUAUUUAAGAAGAACUAGUAUCAAAACUAGUUUUAAAUCAAUUGCAGUCUUCUGUGUCUUGUAAUGGGGCUUACAGCAAAUAUCAGUGUAUUGGACGUGGACAUUUACAGUAAGCACUCACAAAUUAAUAUUUUUGUCUUUAUCACUAUAUUUUUAUGUUUUUAAUGUUUAGUCUGUUUUUU
Messenger RNA from Triplophysa rosa, 3810 nucleotides. RefSeq names its product EF-hand calcium-binding domain-containing protein 6. The transcript has 19 exons. The record is from RefSeq and is a predicted model, not a curated record. Gene Ontology annotation, molecular function: calcium ion binding. Lineage: Eukaryota; Metazoa; Chordata; Actinopteri; Cypriniformes; Nemacheilidae. Bases 232 to 2913 code for a protein of 893 amino acids.